AUGCUUGUGCAAUGCAGGAGCUACCGCCUGCUCGACAGCGGCGGCGCGUCCCGGCUCGAAUCGUUCGGCGACCUGGUUGUGCGGCGGCCCUGUCCGUCGGCGCUGUGGCAGCCAGGCCUGCCGGCGAGCCGCUGGGACAGCGCCGACCUCGUCCUCCGGCCCGAGGCCGAUGGCGCAUGGGAAGGUGCCCGCGCCAACCAACUCGGUGAGCAGUGGUACAUGGCGUCGGAGGCUGGCUUCUCGCUCGGGCUAUGGCCGGGUCAGAAUGGACAAGUUGGGGCCUUUCCGGAGCAGGGCACGAAUUGGCGCUGGCUCCGCUCCGCCUGCGAGGCCUCGCCGCGACGCAUCCGCGUGCUCAAUCUGUUUGGCUACACGGGCGGAUCCUCGCUGGCGUGCCUCGCCUCGCGGAACGCGGACGUCACCCACCUCGACGGCGCCCGCGCCGCCGUCUCUCGCGCGCGCUCCAACGCCGAGCUGUCGGGCCUUUCUGGCGAGCCUGUCGAUGACGCCCUCACGUACGUCCGGCGCGCCGCGCGGCGAGGUGAGCGGUACGACGGGAUCGUCCUCGACCCUCCGGCGUUUGGGCGCGGUGGGUGGCCCGUCGCCGCGCUCGACGGGCAGCUCCGCGAGAUCACGCGUGGCGCGUCAGCGGUCAUGCACUCAGGCCCAGUGAGGCAGUGCGCCAGCCUAACCCGGAUCCUGCUGAACAAGCUCCUCUUGUAG
Molecule: messenger RNA, 723 nt
Organism: Emiliania huxleyi CCMP1516
Lineage: Eukaryota; Haptophyta; Isochrysidales; Noelaerhabdaceae
Exons: 5
Coding region: 1-723 (240 amino acids)
Molecular function (GO): methyltransferase activity
Source: RefSeq, a predicted model, not a curated record